This is a messenger RNA of Brassica rapa (field mustard), 1936 nucleotides long. RefSeq lists its product as uncharacterized. NCBI's taxonomy places the organism in Eukaryota, Viridiplantae, Streptophyta, Magnoliopsida, Brassicales, Brassicaceae. The record is from RefSeq and is a predicted model, not a curated record.
AUAGGGAGGGUCAGAAACUAUAACGACACAAAGGCUGAGACUAAGGAUGGGCAUGCUCACUUGGCUUGGAAAGAGUAGAAGGAUUAACAUAGAGGGAAGAGAGGUGAAGGUUCAAACGCAAAUGUGGAUCUGUGUGUUGCAUCCCGUGAUAAGGAUAGAAAUGACCGCAGAGGAUCAAUGUUUGCUGAUAGUGUGUCAUGAGCGAACCAAAAGAGACUGGAAGCGAAGAAAAAUAAACCGAUAGGUGGGAAACGAGAGAGAGGGUGGAGCAGAACGAUGGAGAAAGAAAGAAGGAGAAGAAAAAAAAGAUCAUAUUAAAAGAGAGCUAGAGACUGAUGCUGAAGAGGUCUCACAGAACGAGAAAGAGCUCGGUGAAGCAUCUGCCAAAACCUGCACAAGAGGAAUAUGUGACAGCCCACAAACCACGACCGUGUCCGUUCACGGAGUCAGGACAACUACGAAGGGUACAAGGUAAUCAUUCGUUACUAUGUCUUCGAGAAAGGAUCGAUUUGCACUGCUUGGUGAACAAUAGUGAAAGAAAAAUAAUCGGUUAAACUGGCAUUCGUUUUUAUAUGUGCAUUGAUGAUGGUCAUCUGCGACACACUUGUACUUGAUAAUUAAUCUAUGAGGCGAAUCAGAGGUUCCGGUUGUUGUUUACAACGUUGGGGAAUGUAUGCAAGAACUGAUUAAAUUGUGGAAGGAAUAUGAAUCUUCUCAGCCUGACAAAAGUGGUGAGUUCGCAAGUAAUGGCCCCACUCUUGAAGUUCAGAUUCCAGCUGAGUAUGUUACUGCUACUAACCGCCGAGUAAGAGGUGGCCAGCUAUGGGGAACAGACAUAUACACAGAUGAUUCAGAUCUUGUUGCUGUUCUCAUGCAUACAGGUUAUUGUCGUCCUACAUCUUCCCCUCCUCCACCGACAUUGCAAGAGUUGCGUGCUACCAUUAGAGUCUUGCCGUCACAAGAUUACUAUACCUCCAAGCUAAGGAACAAUGUCCGCUCUCGAUCAUGGGGAGCUGGAAUCGGAUGCAGUUACAAAGUUGAGCGGUGCUAUAUACUUAAGAAAGGAGGUGGAACUAUAGAACUGGAACCCUCUCUUACACACUCCUCAGAGCCAACACUUGCACCAAUGGCUGUUGAUAAGUCUAUGACCACCAGAGCUGCAGCUUCGAAUGGUCAGCGGCAACAAAGGUUUGUUCGAGAAGUAACAAUACAAUACAACCUCUGCAAUGAACCUUGGAUCAAAUAUAGCAUAAGCGCUGUGGCCGAUAAGGGUCUGAAAAAGCCUCUUUUCACCUCUGCUCGCUUGAAGAAAGGAGAAGUUUUGUACCUUGAAACACAUUCAUCCAGGUAUGAGCUCUGUUUCGCUGGAGAGAAGACUAUGAAAGAAUUCCAAGCCUCCCAACAACAACACUCAUCAUCCGAAGAAGCUAAGGAGAUGGAUAACAAUAACAACUCUGUCAUGUUUUCCUUAAACGUUUUCCGUUGGUUACGAUGGAGGAAACCUCUCCCUCAUGUGACAACAGACGGUGAAAAAACAGAUACAGAUUCAGACAACAGUGUAAUUGAUGUUUUCCGUUGGUCACGAUGUAAGAAACCUCUCCCGCAGAAGCUUAUGCGGGAUAUCGGGUUUCCACUCCCACCAGAUCACGUCGAGGUGUUGGAGGAGAAUCUGGAUUGGGAAGAUGUACAAUGGUCACAGACUGGUGUUUGGAUUGCUGGGAAAGAGUACACACUUGCUCGUGUUCAUUUCUUGGCUCCCAGCUGAAGAGAAAAUAAAAAGCUUUUCAUGUCUUUAUCUGAUCUAUUGUUAGAGAUUAUAGUUUCUUUUGAGUCUCUUCUUGUGUUCUUGUUCUUUUCUUUUGUAAACUUUAUGCAAAAAUGGUUUGAUUGUUAAUUUAGUAAAGAUUAUAGAUAAUCAAUCCCCUUUGGAUUUUUC